AUGAACUCCAAAUCCCUCCGCCGCCUCGCCGCAGACCACGGCUCCCUUCACACCGCCGGCCUCCCCCCAAACUAUCUCUUCCCACCAGGCUCCGACGACUCGUCAGACCUCACUUCCCUCGACAUCCUCCUCGCCGGUCCUGUCGGCACACCCUACGCAGGCGGUGUAUGGCGCCUCCACCUCGACAUCCCACCCACGUACCCCACCGCACCGCCCACAGCGCAGUUCCGAACACGACUAUGGCACCCAAACAUCGACGAGGCAACGGGUGCGGUUUGUGUCGAGACGCUGAAACGGGACUGGAGUAGUAGUCUCAAGUUGAGGGAUGUCCUGGUAACGAUAUCUUGUUUGUUGAUUCAGCCGAAUCCGGCGAGUGCGCUGAAUGAAGCAGCCGGGAAACUGGCCACGGAGGACUGGGAGGGGUAUUGUAGGAGGGCGAGGCUUAUGACGGAUAUCCAUGCGAGUGUGCCGAGGGAGAUUGAGGGGGAGGUUAGGGAGGCGCAGAUGAGAGGGGAGGAGAAGACUACGGAACCAGACCAACCCAUCGCGAAACCAUAUUCAAAAGGGAAGGAGACAGAGCGGGUUAAAGUUACGCCGUCAGGACCUAAACUCACGCGCAUGAAGAGUGAGGAUGAGGAGAAUACGCGCAGCAGGAGGGGUGGGACUCAAGAUGCAGAGAGUGGGACUGAGGAAGAUGCGGUGACUGGGCGGAGGGAUGGGAUGAGGAGGAGCAAGGUGCCUGAGUCGAGGAGACAGGGUAAUAUCUUUGGGAUUAAGGGCUUGGGCGAUGGUAUGCAGCUCGACUCCCCACCGCCGAAACGGAUUUUCGCUGUGCCGGGUGCGCAUACACCGCCUGUUUCUACUCCGAACGAGAACGGGAAAGAGAAUGGAGAGGGGGAUGGAGAGGAUGCGGAUCCGUUUACCACCGUCAUGUCGAAACGGAAUCCACACCCUGAUCCUUCUACUGCGACAGGAACAGCAGCAGCAACACAACCCGACACCGAAACUCCCGACCUCCUCAAAUUCUCAACACAAAACCCCUUCGCCGCCAUCCAACCCAACAACCAAACUCACCCCCUCUUCAGAGAGUUCUCGUUUAGCUGGGAAGACGCUAUGGUGGUGCAUGACGCCGGUAUUGGUAAGAGUGGCAGUGGUGGUGUUAGUGGGGUUAGUAAAGCAGAUGUACGCAAGAGACACGCGACAGAAGAGUUUGAGAAGAAGGAAAGGUGGGAGAUGAAGAGGUUUAAGAGGGCCGGGGGCGAUUUGAAGAGGUUUAAUCGGGGGGAUUGGGGGGUUAGGAUGGGCGUGGGGAGGUUGUAG
Messenger RNA from Alternaria arbusti, 1320 nucleotides. RefSeq lists its product as uncharacterized. Gene Ontology annotation, molecular function: ubiquitin conjugating enzyme activity. Bases 1 to 1320 code for a protein of 439 amino acids. Gene Ontology annotation, biological process: ubiquitin-dependent protein catabolic process; protein polyubiquitination. Gene Ontology annotation, cellular component: nucleus. The transcript is spliced from 2 exons. NCBI's taxonomy places the organism in Eukaryota, Fungi, Ascomycota, Dothideomycetes, Pleosporales, Pleosporaceae. The record is from RefSeq and is a predicted model, not a curated record.